CUCCAUCUCUUGUGUGCUUUGGGGGAGCUCUCCACUCUGCCAGAGAAAACACACCUAGAAAAAGCACGACGUCAAUCCCUGCCAUUCCCUCGGGGUCCCCCAACCUCCCCCCAGCCUCCAGAGAGCGAAGCGCGCAAGGGGCGCGGCAGCCCGGGCCAGCCCACAGCCAGCUGUAAGCAGCCCUGCUAGUCCCCUGCCGUCGCAGCUGCAGCGGGUUGGGUAUGGGGCAGUGGCGGGGACGCAGGGGCUCUACCGGGAGCCUUGGUUGUUAGUUUUCAGGUCUAGGUGCCUGCAGCCGGCGUGAGCAGCUCAUAGCCAGCGUGGGUCUGCGGUGACAGUGCAGUGGAGGUUGGGCACCGGCUCAAGCUGGGACCCCGGAGGCACAAGCCAUGACGGACGCCAGCCACAAGAAGGAGGGCUUCAAGAAAUGUAGGAGCGCCACUUUCAGCAUUGAUGGGUACAGCUUCACCAUCGUUGCAAAUGAAGCAGGAGAUAAGAAUGCCCGUCCACUUGCCCGCUUCUCCCGGUCUAAGUCACAAAACUGUCUGUGGAACUCUCUCAUUGAUGGGCUCACUGGGAAUGUCAAGGAGAAGCCACGGCCAACAAUUGUUCAGGACACUCGACCCCCAGAGGAAAUUCUGGCAGAUGAAUUGCCACAGCUGGAUAGCCCAGAAGCUUUGGUGAAGACAUCCUUCAGGUUACGGUCUUUGGUCAAGCAGUUAGAGCGAGGGGAGGCCUCUGUGGUAGAUCUUAAGAAGAACCUGGAAUACGCAGCCACAGUACUUGAAUCUGUAUAUAUCGAUGAAACAAGGAGACUUCUGGAUACAGAGGAUGAACUUAGUGACAUUCAGUCAGAUGCUGUGCCUUCUGAGGUCCGAGAUUGGCUGGCCUCCACCUUCACAAGACAGAUGGGGAUGAUGCUUAGGAGAAGUGAUGAGAAGCCCAGGUUCAAGAGCAUCGUCCAUGCAGUGCAAGCUGGGAUAUUUGUGGAGAGAAUGUACAGGAGAACAUCAAACAUGGUUGGGUUGAGCUAUCCACCAGCUGUUAUUGAUGCAUUAAAGGAUGUGGACAAGUGGUCCUUUGACGUCUUUUCGCUCAAUGAGGCCAGUGGAGAUCAUGCAUUGAAAUUCAUUUUCUAUGAAUUACUCACGCGCUAUGACCUGAUCAGCCGUUUUAAGAUCCCCAUUUCUGCACUUGUCUCAUUUGUGGAGGCCCUGGAAGUGGGGUACAGCAAGCACAAAAAUCCUUACCAUAACUUGAUGCAUGCUGCCGACGUCACACAGACUGUGCAUUACCUCCUCUACAAGACGGGAGUAGCGAACUGGCUGACGGAGCUGGAGAUCUUUGCAAUAAUCUUCUCGGCUGCCAUCCAUGACUACGAACAUACUGGAACUACCAACAAUUUCCACAUUCAGACCCGGUCGGAUCCAGCUAUCCUGUACAAUGACAGAUCUGUCCUGGAGAAUCACCACUUGAGUGCAGCCUACCGCCUUCUGCAGGAAGACGAGGAGAUGAAUAUUCUUGUCAACCUCUCAAAGGAUGACUGGAGGGAGUUUCGAACUUUGGUAAUUGAGAUGGUAAUGGCCACGGAUAUGUCCUGUCAUUUCCAGCAAAUCAAAGCCAUGAAGACAGCCCUGCAGCAGCCAGAAGCAAUUGAAAAGCCAAAAGCCUUAUCCCUGAUGCUGCACACAGCAGACAUCAGCCAUCCCGCGAAAGCAUGGGACCUGCACCACCGCUGGACCAUGUCUCUCCUGGAGGAGUUCUUCAGACAGGGUGACAGAGAAGCUGAGCUGGGGCUGCCAUUUUCUCCUCUGUGUGACAGAAAGUCAACCAUGGUUGCUCAGUCCCAAGUGGGUUUUAUCGACUUCAUUGUGGAACCCACCUUCACUGUGCUCACAGAUAUGACUGAAAAGAUUGUGAGUCCGUUAAUCGAUGAAACCUCCCAGACUGGUGGGACAGGCCAGAGGCGCUCAAGUUUGAACAACAUCAACUCAUCAGAUGUAAAGCGAUCGGGUGUCAAGAGUUCUGGGUCAGAAGGAAGUGCUCCCAUCAACAAUUCUGUCAUCCCUGUCGACUAUAAGAGUUUUAAAGCCACCUGGACUGAAGUGGUGCACAUCAACCGGGAGCGGUGGCGGGCCAAGGUGCCCAAAGAAGAGAAAGCCAAGAAGGAAGCUGAGGAGAAGGAUCGUCUGGCUGCUGAGGAAAAGCAAAAGGAAUUGGAAGCCCAAAGCCAAACUGAAAAAGGCACAUCCAGCAAAGCUGAGAAAAAGACUUCAGGAGAAACAAAAAGUCAAGUCAAUGGAGCUCGUACAAACAAGGGGAAGAACCCCAAAGGUGACAAGGCAGGAGAAAAACAGCAGAAUGGUGACUUGAAAGACGGGAAAAAUAAGGCAGACAAGAAGGAUCACUCCGGCACCGGAAAUGAUUCAAAGAAAACAGAUGAUCCCGAAGAGUAGCAAAGACCUCACGUAGACUGAGGCUGCCAGUGUCUCGCGCCAUUUUAGCUGAGCUUCUUCAUUCUCCUUCUUCCUCAAAGACCCAUGUGUGGGAAGGCGUACAGCUUUCAAAACCACGGCCCACAUUUGGCCUUCCCUCACGCUGUCUCCUCCCAGGGGCCUCUCGGGGUUGGCUUGUGGUCUUAGAAUUAUGGGGGAUUCCCCCGCCUGAUCACACGAACCCCAUUGGAGGUUUGUUUUGUUUUGUUUUGCCCCGCUCCCGAAGCAGCAAUCAAACACGAAAGACCAUUUUUCAAUAAUUUGGCUUUCACAGCACCUGUCGAGCCUGGUGAAAAACCGACGUCCUGGAUGUGCUGAAUGAGGCCUGGAAAAGCCCCUCACACAGUGACUGCAAUUUUUGAUUUUGUUAGUGCUGUUAACUUAGAGGUGGCCCUGCAUACUGGCUCAUGAUGGUGACUAUAGCCAGGCUGGCCUUCAUCACAGCUAAAAUGAAAUGCCAAUCUCUGGUUCUUUUUUUUCCAGUUGAUAACGUUCACUUUGUCAGUUUAUUUUAAGGUUUAAAAUUUGUUUUUAUGGUUUUUUUUCCAUUUGUAUAAUAUGAAAUCGUUUGUCUUUUAAGAGGAGAUUAUCUUAUAGGUAUAUGUAUUUGAUGCUUAAUUUAUUAUCUGUAAAUUCAUGAAUAUAAACCUUAAUGUGUUAGCUGAUGACCACACUGUCAGUGGGUUCCCCAGUAUUUUCACUGGGUACCUUUCAUCACGAAGAGGUCACUGAAAUGUUAACCACUUCCUGGUCCUCUUCUUUUGGGUAUCUGUAAGUUGACUUCAUUACUUUAUAAACCUUUUAGAAAGGGAAGUGAUAAGGGACACAGAAUCAGAGAGAUAUGUCAGAUAAUAAUUUUCAUUUUAGUGAGAUUUUAACACCAUGAAGAAGUUGAUUAAUAGCACAAAUAGACAAUAAGGAUAAUAGAUAUGGCAGAGAAAGGGAAUAAAAAUAGAUUAUCCUGUAGCCAAACAAAACGGAAUUCAGUGGAGUGCAAAGAAAAUGGGAUUUUUCUCUCCCACACUGUGAUUUGGACAUGAAUGGUUUUUUUAUUACUUAGUUUUAGGUCCCUUCUGAAAGUAAAACAUGUCAUAUAGAAUAAAUGACAGGAAGAAAGUGAGCUAGGUAAUGGGCUUGAAUGAAUUCUAUAGAUUUCAUUUCUAAAUUAAAGUAUAGAGACAGAUAUUUUAAAGUAUCUGUAUUGCAGGAAGAAGUUAUUGGUAUUUCUUCAGCAGUUAGAGAAGACUGUAUGUGUUCCUUAUGACCUCUUGGCUCAUAGAAACAGGUUUCAGCAGGAAGAUGUGAAGAAAGUUGUUGCCUGGAACACAGAGUACCUGAUGCUGACACAGCUUUUCUCUGUUUGUUCCACAUUUGGCCUCAUCACAACACCAAUACUUCUCCAUUGCUCUGCCUGCUUUCCUAACCGUACAUCAUGAGAUUUGAUAUUUAAAUGACUUGGGAACAUAAAGGAUCGGGUGUAUGAAUAGAACAAGCCAUGUAAUGUGUAAUUAUUGCAAUACGAGGCAAUUUGAUAGGCUUUGAUAUCAGGGAGACAGUAAGGAAGAGUGAGAAUCUUGGGGAAUUGCUGAGGGUGGCUGUUGAGGAAAAGCAUGGAUGGUCAGGGAUGAGUGAGGCUGGGUAUGAGGACCGGUGAGGUAGAUGCUGUCAUAAGAAGGCAGCAGCUCAUUAUGAUGGGCUAUGUUUGUACUGUGUAAGAAUGGAGAUUUCAGGUUUUAAACAUUGGCAUCUAACUCAGAUGCUUAUACUGUCCCAGUCAAACAAAAUGUGCUUAUGAGCUGCAUGCAGUCCAAGGGUCAUCAGAUUGCAAACUGUGUUCUUGAAGGUAGAAUGAUUAUAUAUGUCAGUUAAACACAAUCAAGUACAUGCCAGUUUAUGUCUCUGGAAUAUGGGCCUUUUACCUCACAUCUAUUCUGUAUUUUUUGUAUGUGAAGCACUUGGGCAGUUGAUACUGAUGCCCACUGCUUCAUUUUUUUAAACCUAGAAAACAACACUAAACAAUAUUGGAAAAAGAAAUAGGAAUAUAGCCAUUUUUUCUAGAACCAAUGGAGAUAGAAAUAUUUUAAAUUUGCUGUUAGCCAUUGAUCAGUUGAAAAGGACUGGGAGGAGAGCUUCAUGCCGUUAUACUUUGUUUAGAACACUCAGGUGGUACAAAAGCUCUGCUAACAUAGUCUUACUUUUUAAUUUCUCAAGUGUUAAGGCACAUUGAAUAAAAACACAGAGUCAUUUGUUUAAAAACAUGCAAAACACAUUACUGUGCUCUGAACUGAUCCUAGACCCAAUAA
Peromyscus leucopus (white-footed mouse) is the source of this 4798-nucleotide messenger RNA. RefSeq names its product phosphodiesterase 1C (gene Pde1c). Gene Ontology annotation, biological process: signal transduction. The record is from RefSeq and is a predicted model, not a curated record. Lineage: Eukaryota; Metazoa; Chordata; Mammalia; Rodentia; Cricetidae. The transcript has 18 exons. Bases 390 to 2456 code for a protein of 688 amino acids. Gene Ontology annotation, molecular function: 3',5'-cyclic-nucleotide phosphodiesterase activity.